CUCUCCGGCCUGCGGGCCGCAGGGCUCGUUCCGGAGGGCGGGCGCCACGGAGGCUCGAGUGGUCGCAGUUCGGGCGGAGGCCGGGCCAGGCGGGGCUGCAGGGCUGGGGCAGGCGGCGGGCUGCCCGGCGGGACAGCUGCGGCAGCCGGCGGGGGGCGUCCUGAGUUGGCGGUCGGGGGCGCUGCCAGCUCCCGAGGGGCCGCUCGGGCCCCUUCCGGCCCGGGUCUGGUUGGGCCGCAGGAGCAGGGCGGGCUGCGGCGCCCGGGUCUGGCCCUGGCCUACGGGCUAAGCGCCCGGCCCCAGGGCUGCGGGUCCGGCAGCCAUGUGUGGAUCUUGAAGCGCCAUGUGGUCUUCUGAAGCGCUUUGACAGUUCUAAAGGGCUUUAUGUUGCAAACUGAUCAAAGCGCUUCGUAGCCCCGGAAGCGCUUAGGCAUCUCCGAAGUAGCGCUGGCCAAAGUGAAGGCUUCCUGAUCUCAGAAGCGCGUUGUGAGCUUGGAAACCAACGGCAGCCUUUAGUCAAUUUUGGAUCGCUUUGACUUCUCCAACACGGUUUGGCAUCUCUGAAACCUUGAGAACUGUGAUGGGCAGUGGAAAGAAGAGGGAAAGGUGCCCAUGGCGUCCGAGCGGGGCAAGGUCAAGCACAACUGGAGCAGCACGUCGGAAGGGUGUCCCCGCAAGCGCAGCUGCCUCCGGGAGCCCUGUGAUGUGGCCCCCUCCAGCCGGCCAGCUCAGAGGUCUGCGUCGCGUUCUGGAGGGCCCAGCAGCCCCAAGCGCCUGAAAGCCCAGAAGGAGGACGAUGUGGCUUGCUCGCGGAGGUUAUCCUGGGGCUCAUCCCGCCGCAGAAAUAACUCCUCCUCCUCCUUCUCCCCCCAUUUCUUGGGCCCUGGUGUGGGCGGGGCCGCCUCCAAAGGCUGCCUGAUUCGGAACACUCGGGGGUUCCUGUCUUCAGGGGGAUCCCCUCUGCGUCCUGCCAACGCCUCUUUGGAAGAAAUGGCUUCUCUAGAGGAGGAAGCCUGCAGCCUUAAGGUUGAUUCCAAAGAUAGUUCUCAUAACUCCACAAACUCUGAAUUUGCAGCUGAAGCUGAGGGUCAGAAUGAUACAAUUGAGGAACCCAACAAGGUCCAGAAAAGGAAGAGGGAUAGACUUCGAGACCAGGGCUCCACAAUGAUCUACCUGAAGGCUAUCCAGGGCAUCCUGGGGAAAUCGAUGCCAAAAAGGAAGGGAGAGGCUGCCACUCGGGCAAAACCAAGCGCAGCAGAGCGUCCCAGCCGUGGAGAAGGACCAGCCAGGAGUGAAGGACCAGGCAAGACUGCAGAAGGAGCAGCCAGGAGUGUCACAGUCACUGCUGCUCAGAAGGAGAAAGAUUCAACCCCAGAGAUCAGCGUGGAGGAGGAUAAGACAGUGCCAGAGAGGAGCAGCUUCUACGACAGGAGAGUAGUUAUAGACCCUCAAGAGAAACCCAGUGAGGAGCCCCUUGGGGACCGAAGGACCGUCAUUGACAAAUGCUCUCCACCCCUAGAGUUCUUGGAUGACUCUGACUCUCAUUUAGGAAUCCAAAAGCAUAAAGAUAGGGAGGUGGUGAUGGAGCACCCCUCUUCUGGAAGUGACUGGUCUGAUGUUGAGGAGAUCUCCACAGUCAGAUUCUCUCAGGAGGAACCUGUCUCCCUGAAACCUUCAGCCGUUCCGGAGCCUUCUUCCUUCACCACCGACUAUGUCAUGUACCCUCCUCAUUUGUACAGUAGUCCUUGGUGUGACUACGCCAGCUAUUGGACCAGCAGCCCCAAGCCUUCUAGCUACCCCUCCACAGGCAGCAGCAGCAACGAUGCAGCCCAGGUUGGGAGGAGCAGCCGGAGCCGCAUGAGUGAUUAUUCCCCCAACUCUACAGGGAGUGUCCAAAACACCUCCAGAGACAUGGAGGCCUCAGAGGAAGGCUGGUCCCAGAAUUCUCGUUCAUUUCGCUUCUCCAGAAGCUCAGAAGAAAGAGAGGUGAAGGAGAAAAGAACAUUCCAAGAGGAGAUGCCUCCACGUCCUUGUGGAGGACACGCAUCCAGCUCCCUGCCAAAGAGCCACCUGGAGCCAAGCCUAGAGGAGGGCUUCAUUGACACUCAUUGUCACCUGGACAUGCUCUAUUCCAAGCUAUCUUUCCAAGGGACCUUUACAAAGUUCAGAAAAAUUUACAGCAGCUCCUUCCCUAAGGAAUUUCAGGGCUGCAUCUCUGACUUCUGUGAUCCCCGCACCCUGACAGAUUGCCUAUGGGAGGAGCUGUUGAAAGAGGAUCUGGUCUGGGGGGCCUUUGGCUGUCACCCUCAUUUUGCACGUUACUACAGUGAGAGUCAAGAAAGAAAUCUUUUGCAAGCCUUAAGGCACCCUAAGGCUGUGGCAUUUGGAGAAAUGGGCUUGGAUUACUCUUACAAGUGCACCACGCCUGUCCCAGAACAGCACAAGGUAUUUGAGAGACAGCUGCAGCUGGCUGUGUCUCUAAAGAAGCCCUUGGUGAUCCACUGCCGAGAAGCUGAUGAAGAUCUGCUAGAAAUCAUGAAAAAGUUUGUGCCCCCUGACUACAAGAUCCAUAGGCAUUGCUUCACCGGCAGCUACCCGGUCAUCGAGCCCCUGCUGAAGUACUUUCCCAACAUGUCUGUGGGCUUCACGGCAGUGCUGACAUACUCCUCCGCCUGGGAGGCCCGGGAAGCCUUGAGGCAGAUCCCACUGGAGAGAAUCAUCGUGGAAACAGAUGCUCCCUAUUUCCUCCCUCGUCAGGUUCCCAAAAGCCUUUGCCAGUAUGCCCACCCGGGCCUGGCCUUGCAUACGGUCCGAGAGAUUGCCAGAGUCAAAGAUCAGCCACUCUCCCUCACCUUGGCUGCCUUGCGUGAGAACACCAGUCGCCUCUAUAGUCUUUAAGCAGAGAAGGUACAGUCCUCGGGAGUCUCCUAGAAAAGGUCGUAAAACUCAUUCUGUAUUUUUUAAAAACCAGGACAAGUCUUUUGUUGCAUUUUGUUAAUGUAAAGAAUAUAAACAUAGUAUGAGCAUUAAGCCUGAUUUGUUUUGAGUGACAUGGUUUGGAACCUUCUUCCUUUUCUCUUCCACCCUCCAGGGCGACCAGCAGCCUGACAGAACACAGGCUGGCUUGAAGUCUGUGUCUCAGGUCGAGGAUGUGUUUAGAGAGCUGAUUGGAACACAGAAAACCAGGACAGGAUGUUUUCCUCCAAGCGGGUCAUAAGGCUUCAGCUUCUGGGUGGUGGGUGGGGUGGGGUGGGCAUGGAAUGAGGGGUAUGGGGACUGCCUGUAAUAGCACUGGGAUUUUGCCUCCCAGCCAAAAUGCUCCAGGGUAGGCAGCAAAGAAGAAAGAGUGUGAUAUGAGGGUACAGUGAGUUUGGCAGUCCAAAUUCUGUUCUCUGCAGCCUGUGUUUUUGAGUAGUUUGUGAAUAAAGUCACCCGCCUACUUGUCUAAGCACAUGUGGGUGUGUAACUCAGUUCCUGGUUCUCGGUUCUAAAAACAGACUUCCAACUGGGAAACUUUUUGGGGGAAAUUAACUGGAGACCUAUCUCGGAGGUUUAUUUUCUUGCAACCAGUGAAGUCGUCCUCCUUCCUUCCCUGGAUAACUCUUCAGUUUGACUGUCACUCUUCUGGUGUCAACUCCAGCGUCGGCACAGGCAGAAGGACUUCAGCUGCUGGUCUCAUUGGUUCCACUGCCAUUGAUAUGGGGGGGGGUGCAGAGGAGCACUCAUUGUCCAUGAUGGAGAUCCAGGACAGACUGGGGGACUCCAGGAAGAGGCUUUCUUGGGGAAGAGGACCCCAAAGGAGGUACUUCCUACUCACUGAUGCCCUCAGGGCUGCUGUGUGGGUGUGUUAAGCUGAUAAGGUUCAGUUUGCAGCAGAAACUACCUGCUAGUCUUGUGUCAGGGGUUGCCAGCCUCCUUUUGUUUCACUUUUGCCCCCUUCUUGGGAACAUUUGACCAAAAAUAAUCCUCAUUUCAUCUUGUGUACAGUCCCUUGUGUGCCCCGCCCAGGUUGAGAGGUGAAUCAACGUAAUUCUUCGAAGCUCUGCUGGGCAGCUCAGCCAUGUUAUAUUGUCUAUGCAGAAUAAGCAGGUCUGGUGUCCGCAAAUGUACCAGUCCUUCUCCCGCAUCUCCUGGGUGCCCCCUUGGCUUUGCCUCUCCUGUGUCCUGUCUUUCUGUGUUUUAGAAGUGAGAGCCUCUCCUUCACCUUUUGAGCAACUGAGUCAUCUCAAGUCCUGAGCUCUGCUCUGCCGCCUGCUGGUGCCUUGUAAAGGUAUAUUCGUUACAGGCCCUAGAGGUUCCAAUGGUCCAGGGUUAAGUGAGAGGAGACUGUACUUUGUUUCAAAGGAUCCUUCACCCUGAUCUGCAAUGAGGCGGAUAGGUCACCUGGAGUCCCUCGUCUAUGUUCUUGGAGGCUUAAAUUGUAAAAUACAUCCCUUAUGGAAUCCUAAAUUCCUCUAGGUGUUUUUGGAAGGCGCAUUUGAGCCUUGUGAGCUAAAAUGGAAUGGAUUUAAUAUUUCCUAUCUGGUAUUUCCAUCUUGCCCCUGGUACACAAGUCACUGGCCUGGAACUCAGCCUUGAUUCACUGUCUGUCUUCAUGGAUCAGCUGUGCUGUUAUGUUGUCUGUGCUGCAGAUUGGCCCAUGUGGGAAGUCGGGGGGGACCUGAUUUCCUGCUUGGAAGACUUGGGGGACUGCCGAGCAUAUCAAAGUGUUUAUAGUCACCAAGUGAACUGCAGCACAACCAUCUCUUCUCCAGCAAGCCCUGAAGUCAGUAGUGCCUGCAGGUGAAACCAACCAGCCCUGUGUUAGAGGAGGAAAAGCGGAGAUGACAUGGAAGUCUCCAAGCCUGUGCCAUCCACCUGCCAAGGAAAAGCACAAGGUGCUAUCUACUUUUCUCUCUAGGAUUUAGAUUAUCAUUUAUGUGCUGUUGCACAGUGAAACCUCACCUGUGUGGGUGUGAAAGCUGAUUGGCAUUGUUUUUGAUUCAGCUUUUUGGAUGGCUGAUUGUUUUCACUGUGCUGUGGGAAUGCCUUUGUACUUUUUCCCCUCUUUGGCCAUCUUUUUCUGAAAAUAAAGUGAUGGAUCCUCUAGCCAA
Gorilla gorilla gorilla (western lowland gorilla) is the source of this 5093-nucleotide messenger RNA. RefSeq names its product TatD DNase domain containing 2 (gene TATDN2). Gene Ontology annotation, molecular function: hydrolase activity, acting on ester bonds. The record is from RefSeq and is a predicted model, not a curated record. The coding region runs from base 613 to 2898 and encodes 761 amino acids. The transcript has 7 exons. Lineage: Eukaryota; Metazoa; Chordata; Mammalia; Primates; Hominidae.